AUGCCCCCAGCACCCCGGAUGCCCCAGCACCCCAAGUGCCCCCAGCACCCCGGAUGCCCCAGCACCCCGGAUACUCCCAACACCCCGGAUGCCCCAGCACCCCGGAUGCCCCCAGCACCCCGGAUGCCCCAGCCCAAGGUGACCGCGCCCAGAGGAGCCGCGUGCUGCGGGGCCACAGUCCUCAGGGGCAGCGGGGAGACCAGGGUGCGCGGCCCCUUUAAACUGCCGCCCGGGGGGCGCGCGCGCGGUUUCCACGGUGACGAGGGCGGGCGCGGGUGGGGCCGGCGCAUGCGCACUGCCGCCGACGCAGCCGGUCCUGUGUCCCGCCGCCGCGGGGUCUCGGAACCGGCGCCGGACAUGGAGCCCCCGCCCUUCCCGCCGCCCCCCUGUGCGCUGCUGCUGCUGCUGCUGCUGAGCCCCGCGCUGCUGGCCCGCGCCGACCCCGACCCCGACCCCGACCCCGGGAGCACCGUGCCCGCGCAGAGCCGGCCGUGCGUGGACUGUCACGCCUUCGAGUUCAUGCAACGCGCCCUGCGGGACCUGCGCAAGACGGCGCGCAGCCUGGACGUGCGGACGGAGACCCUCCUGCUGCAGGCGGAGCGCCGGGCCCUGUGCGCCUGCUGGCCGGCGGGGAGCUGAGCCCGCACCGCUGCCCCAAUAAACGCCUCACCGCGUGUCCGC
Molecule: messenger RNA, 681 nt
Organism: Erinaceus europaeus (western European hedgehog)
Lineage: Eukaryota; Metazoa; Chordata; Mammalia; Eulipotyphla; Erinaceidae
Gene: NICOL1
Product: NELL2 interacting cell ontogeny regulator 1
Exons: 4
Coding region: 1-639 (212 amino acids)
Source: RefSeq, a predicted model, not a curated record